AUGGGACCGAAAAAGAAAGAUGAAAAAGAAUUAAAUCCAGAACAAGAAAUGAAAAGAAAAUUCAAAGCCAAAUGUCGUUUCCGAGCACUUGGCCGGAUGGUGAUGGCAAACACAUAUUGGCUGUUUGAAGCCGCAGAGCAGUAUGAAGGCGUUGAAGAUGUUAAAAGGCGAGUUGCACAAGCUGUACGCGGGAAGACCAAGAAGAAGCGUUUGCUAAGCAUAACGGAUAAAGCUCUUCUAAAUAAGCCUGCUGCGGAAAGGACUGAUUUAGAGAAAAAGUAUAUUUUUCGUAUUAUAGGCGGCCUGAAAUGUUUUAAGCGGUAUCCUAAUCAUGUAAAAAAGAAAUUAGCAGCUGUAACGUAUUUUAAGUAUUAUGGGCCAGACCGUGUGAUAGUUCGGCAACAUCAAGAAGCACAUGCGUUAUAUUUCAUAGUUACAGGUGAUGUGAUCGUCAGCCACUUGGUCUACGACGAUCUUUUGCAACAAAAUGUGUCUGUGGAUAUUGGGAUCAUGCACGCGGGAGAUAUGUUCGGCGAAGUAUCGUUGUUGCAUAACAUUUUACGAACUGCAACAUGCACCACUGCUGGACAUUGCGAAUUACUUAUCCUAAUGAAGGAAGACUUCAAAAAUGUACUUCAAGCGAGUGUUCAAAGACAAUGGGACGAAGUAAAAAACGCAAUGUCAGCGUUCAAUUACUUCGAUGGCCUCGACGAGGUUGCUCGACGCGAAGGUUGCAUAGUGGCUAAAAUGAAAUCAUAUGGUGUAAAUGAGAUCAUACUUGGAGAUGGUGUUGGAGUGGCUAACUUUGUCUACUUUAUAUUGUCUGGACGUUGUCAGAUGAUAGAAUCUUUACAAGUUUGUGCAACCACUCGACUGGGCCGUACUACUUACAAGUUAUACGACCCAUAUGUUGAAGAAGAAGAGAGUGAACAAGAUAUGGAUAAAAAGUAUUUUGCUGCUUAUAAGAAUCUCAAUAAAAGUGAUACUACUAGUUCUUCAAAAGGCAGUAGAGAACAACGCAGUUCAGUUGAGGGGCCCCAGGAUAAUGCAACAGAACAGGCGUCUGAAGAACCUAAACGUCGACCAAGCAUAUUAAAAACGACAGACAAAUCAGAGACACGUGAAUCUAGUGCAUCUAAUGUAUUAAGGGUUACACUCGCGAGUAAUUCAUCCGAACAAAAACGGGCUAAUACUAAAGAAAACGAGUUUAGUCCACUUGCGACAGUCCAGGAAAUUCUACCCACAACCGAUGCGCAACGCGAUUCUAUGAGGUUAAGUGUUGAAUUAAAGAUUACGCCACCGCCACCCAAUCUUCAGACUUACUUCAUGCAGGUCUGUCAAUUCAACCCUGGAUCUACAUUUGGUUUCGGCGAAAAUAUGCGUGAUCGUCGCAUAGUGGCGUUAACUAAAGUCGACUGCAUGAUGUUACCCAAAAUAUGGCUCCUGCAACGCAACACUGCGAAUAUUUGGACCCGUAUUGAACAUUAUCUGAAUAAAAAGAUACCAACUAAGAAGCAAUUAUUUAAAGACUUUGUGACUGAGCGGCGUUGGCUCGAGUUCCGCGAGCAGUUGGUAGAAGAUGUUCUGUCUCGUUCUAACACUGUCAACUGGACCUCAGUUCAUGAUGUACCGUAUUCUAUACGAAUGGAAGAAAUGAUAGAUAUUUAA
Molecule: messenger RNA, 1668 nt
Organism: Arctia plantaginis
Lineage: Eukaryota; Metazoa; Arthropoda; Insecta; Lepidoptera; Erebidae
Source: the annotation of a GenBank genome assembly